Conger conger (European conger) is the source of this 502-nucleotide messenger RNA. RefSeq names its product gamma-aminobutyric acid type B receptor subunit 1-like. NCBI's taxonomy places the organism in Eukaryota, Metazoa, Chordata, Actinopteri, Anguilliformes, Congridae. Gene Ontology annotation, molecular function: G protein-coupled GABA receptor activity. Gene Ontology annotation, biological process: gamma-aminobutyric acid signaling pathway; G protein-coupled receptor signaling pathway. The record is from RefSeq and is a predicted model, not a curated record. The transcript has 5 exons. Gene Ontology annotation, cellular component: G protein-coupled receptor heterodimeric complex; membrane. The annotation marks the transcript as partial.
CAAACCUGUCUGCGAAUUUGACCGGAAUUACACAGGCAAAAAGAAGCUGUACAUCGGAGCUCUGUUCCCCAUGAGCGGCGGCUGGCCCGGGGGCCAGGCCUGUCGACCGUCCGCUCAGAUGGCCCUGGAUCUGGUCAACUACAGGAAAGACAUUCUCCCCGAUUACGAGCUGGAGCUGAUCUACUACGACAGCAAGUGCGACCCCGGGGAGGCCACGCGGCUGCUGUACGACCUGCUCUACACGGAGCCCAUAAAGAUGGUGCUGAUGCCCGGCUGCAGCUCCGUCUCCACUCUGGUGGCCGAGGCGGCCCGCAUGUGGAACCUCAUCGUGCUGUCGUAUGGCUCUAGCUCCCCGGCGCUCUCUAACCGCCAGCGUUUCCCCACCUUCUUCCGCACGCACCCGUCGGCCACGCUGCACAACCCCACCCGCGUGCAGCUCUUCCGCAAGUGGAAGUGGACCAAGAUCGCCACCAUCCAGCAGACCACCGAGGUCUUCACUUCG